Molecule: messenger RNA, 960 nt
Organism: Cavenderia fasciculata
Lineage: Eukaryota; Evosea; Eumycetozoa; Acytosteliales; Cavenderiaceae
Product: microtubule interacting and transport domain-containing protein
Exons: 6
Coding region: 1-960 (319 amino acids)
Source: RefSeq, a predicted model, not a curated record
AUGGCAGAUAAUCAAGCGAUAUUAAAUUCAGUACGACAAGCAUUGGCAUUGGCUAGAAUAGGUGUCAAUGCUGAUAAUAGAGGUGAUUAUUCUGUUGCUAUUACAAACUAUAGAGAAGCUUCAAAUCUAUUGAAUUCACCAGAGGAUCUAACUGCUCUCAAUGAUGAGCAUUAUCAAGCAAUGUUGGAAAAGUCAAGGCAAUAUCAAGCAAGAGCAGAUGUACUUGAAGCUUUAUUAAAUCAAUCAAAUGGAGUUGUAAAUUCACCGGCCAAAGAGAAUAUAGUGUUUGUUGAAGAGACACCAUCAGGAUUACAAUCAGAUCCCAUUCCAGCAUUUGCAUCAUAUAAACCAUUUUGGUUGAUGAGAGUAUUAUCAAAAACUAUUACAGGUGGUGCUUAUCUAACACCAAGAUUAUAUAUUCCAAAAUCUGUAUGGCAACAAACAGGAUGUAAAUUGGUAGCAGUACAAACAAAGAUUCAAAGUUUGGCAGAAGUAUCGGAAUUGAUUUCAAAAUUAAGAUCGAUCGCAUCUUCAUCAGACUCUUCUAAUCCAGUGAUCGACAAAAAGAAUAUCGACAAUAAUUCAUUACAUUUCCAUCUAUCAUUUAUACCAGAAGUAAAGAUUGAAAAGAUCAACGAAAAGAGUUGGGCUGGAAAAAUGAAAAAGUUUGGUAAUAGUUUGGCAAAAGGUGCCGUUAGAUUGGCUCCUUCUUCAAAAAUAGAGGGACAAGAUUAUGUAGGUCUAUUAAAUACAGUAUUUGAGGAAAGUCAAUUCCUUGAAUCAUGGAUGAAUAGUUGUGAAAGUCUAGGAAACCAUAGUUUGGCAACAAGAUUAAAACGUGUGGGAGAAUUCUUUUCAAAUGUUGUAUGCGCCUUUGUCAUGAAAGAUUUUACCAUCAUGUUGGAUAGAUACAUGAGAAAGAGUUUACAAAGUUAUAUGAAAUUAAAAGAUAUAAAAUAA